This is a messenger RNA of Schistosoma turkestanicum, 1446 nucleotides long. NCBI's taxonomy places the organism in Eukaryota, Metazoa, Platyhelminthes, Trematoda, Strigeidida, Schistosomatidae. The record is from the annotation of a GenBank genome assembly.
AUGCAACCAGGUGAAAGGCGAAUAAUGUCUAUUGAUUAUAUAUUCCCAUUGAAUUCGAACUAUUCUAAUUCUUCCAUUAAAAUUAUUGGAACUGAUGUCAAUAGUAGCAAUGAAUCCAUUAUCAGUAUCAUUAAUUUCAAUAUAAGUUUUGGUAGUAAUUUAGCGCCAGUAACUAAUGAUUAUUCAGUUGAUUAUUCAUCAAUUUACCGAACAAGUCAAAUGGAUCAAUUGAUCAUUUACUUUAAAAAUAUCCGUAACAUUGGUACGUCAAGUGUACCGCUAAUGCGUAACACGCUUAGUCUUUCAGUGGAAAUUCAAUUGAGUGAUAGUAAAACUGUAGAAAAUGGAACUAUUUGGCCAAUACAAUUCACAGGUCAAUUUAAUACUGUGACAAAUCUUACUAAACUAUUUAUUACUUGUUUGAGAAAUGCUUUGGAAAAACCAUCAAUCAAUGUUAUACCAUCACAGUUGUCAUUAUUCACUCUCACUGACUGUCCUGAUAGAGAUCAAGUUUAUCUUCAAACUUUAGUCCAAAUGAUGGAUGGUACAGGAUUAGAAUGUGAGAGGCAAUCCAUAAUUUUAUAUCUCAGUCCACAAAUAAAAUCAGUCAGUGUAGUUAAUCAAGCAGGUACUAAUAAUAAUGUAACACUGAAAACACCAUUGCAUCCAAUAAGUAAAUCAGUUCAAUUCCAAACUGGACCUUUAUAUUUUGGUACAAAUUAUACAGUUGUAUUUAGUUUAAGAUACAAUUUGUCAAUUAGUGGAUCAAUUGUAAAAUUUCCAGUUUUAAUUGAACUUGUGUGCAAACCAUAUGAACGUGACAAUGCAGUGAUAAACACUUGUUCACAACCGAAAUUUUUCAAAUUUAGAUCUCGUAUACAUGUUGCACUUGAUUAUACUUUUCCUUGUGAUUUACCACAUUAUACUGCGAUGAAACAUUCUGCUGUACAAUUACCUAAUCGUCAAACAAAUACAUUUCUAAAUGUUGGUGAUUAUUUAUUUUAUUGUGGUCAAGCCUUCAAUAUCAGAGGUUCAUUGGUUUUAGAGAGGCGUUGUUUCAUGAUUGAUAAACUACCUAAUAGAAUAUGGUUUGAUAUGGGACCAUUGGUUGAUCAGAUAAUAGCAUAUACAAAGCCAUCUGGUUUAUUGUUUGGUAUGGGAGCUAAUGGUGGAGGUGUAUUAUUGAGUAAUAAUUUCGGGAAGACUUGGCUUACAGUCAACCCCUACGUAUAUCAGAGAACCUUGAACACGUCAACAGAAAUCGUCACUGCAAAUAUAGUGCCAUGGAUUUCAGUGACAGGACCAAUUGACAGUACAUUGAUGGAGUCAUUUUGCAAGUUACAGGUGGCUGGAAAAUGGAAUGUUUGUAUCAAUGCAAUUUAUGCAAAUGAAUUUUUAUUGGCUAAUUGGACUUACACUUGUCCAAAUAUUAAACGUUUAUUCUAA